Messenger RNA from Peronospora farinosa, 834 nucleotides. The record is from the annotation of a GenBank genome assembly. Lineage: Eukaryota; Oomycota; Peronosporomycetes; Peronosporales; Peronosporaceae.
AUGCAUACGACAGUCAAAUACGAACAAGGUGUGCCUUAUUAUUCUCCUCCCACGCCGCGCAUGUCAUCGUCCAACUACCGACCGACACUUACGAGUAAUUGCAGCGAUUCCAGUACUCCAUCCAAUGCCGUCAAACGGUCGAGAGAAGAUUUGAAUCAGAAGGAAAAGCAGCGUAUGUUCAAGUUGAAUGAACGUAUCAGUCAGCUGAAAGCAUUGCUGGAUGAUGCUGGUGUCCAGACAAAGAAGAACAAGCAGUCCGUUCUGGACAAUACGUCACAAUACAUUGAAAUGCUACGUGGAGAUCUUGAAAUUGCUCAGCAAAAGGCAGAACAAGCACAGAAAGAAACCAAAAUGUUUCUUGCACAGGAAAAUGGGGGCAAACAAACCGUGGGGAACAAGGUCAUGAGUGGUGUGUUCCAGAAGACAACAACACCUCGAGUGGUGCUAGAUAUAGACAUGAAGACGGUCGUGUUUAACACUGCGUUCGUCAAGCUUACAGGCCUGUCGGAACUUGUACUGAAGAAGAAAAAAUCUUUGCAACCGUAUUUGUGUGCGGACCAAACCAAGUUCCAGUGCAUCAUAAAGAAAGUUCGAGAGACGAAACAGUCGGUAUGUGCAGUCGUGAAAUCGUCCGUUGCGGACGUCAAUUUGAUAGCUUCCGCUGUAACAGACAGCGAGAACAACGUUACGAACGUCGAGCUUAGUCUUAUUCCAAUGGAAAUGCAGCAGCAACAGCGACCAUCGGCGACAAAGCGGCAGAAAAUCAGAGCCGCUCACAACGGUACGAUAGGUUCCGUCCCAAAGAGUGACACGGCUAAUGAUCUGAAAAGGUAA